AUGAGCUAUGAUGAUGAUAGUGACGAUAAUCCUUGCGAUCUCGAAUGUGUAAGAGGCGGUGGACGUGUGCAGGAAAGAGUUUUACACGAAUACGAAGGACCGGUGAAGAUAACUUUAGUUGACUUACUUGAUGUUGGUUUUUGGCCUAGAGUCUGGGGUGCAGCGCUCAUAACUUUGGCUAGCUUAUAUAUCGCUGGCAUUGUUGCAACAAUGGUUUUUUUUUCAUUAUCCUUUACAGCUCCAACAGCUGUAAAUCUUCAUAUUGCUAUGUGUAUGGCUGGGUUUCAAUUACUAUUGCCAAAUGGUAUAUUGAUGCUGAAUCCUUUGUUCGGUGGUGCAUCGCAGUUGCUGGGGCACGACAGACUGGGGCAGCACAUAUUCUUACAGCUAUUCGGUUUUGGCUUUAUAUUCAUAGGGAGUAUGCACGUAUGCACAUCUGUAGACUCACUCCCAGGAAAUCCGCAUACCAUAACAGGAAUUAUGGCACUACUUGGUACAUGUGUUGCCGUAACAUUAGGUGCAUUGCAUCACUACAAGGACAUGUCUAAACUCAAGAUGGCCCACAAAGUAGCCGGAAUGGUGACUUACAUAGUAUCGUCGCUAUGCACGUGUUUCGCAAUAAUGAAACCAUCCUUUAAAUCUUGGUGUAAAACAGGACUAAUCAAAGAGCCUUGA
Messenger RNA from Arctia plantaginis, 675 nucleotides. The record is from the annotation of a GenBank genome assembly. NCBI's taxonomy places the organism in Eukaryota, Metazoa, Arthropoda, Insecta, Lepidoptera, Erebidae.